Emericellopsis cladophorae is the source of this 2553-nucleotide messenger RNA. Its product is annotated as Serine/threonine-protein kinase-like protein. The record is from RefSeq and is a predicted model, not a curated record. Lineage: Eukaryota; Fungi; Ascomycota; Sordariomycetes; Hypocreales; Bionectriaceae. Bases 1 to 2553 code for a protein of 850 amino acids. Gene Ontology annotation, biological process: meiotic spindle assembly checkpoint signaling; peptidyl-serine phosphorylation; mitotic spindle assembly checkpoint signaling. Gene Ontology annotation, molecular function: ATP binding; protein serine/threonine/tyrosine kinase activity; protein serine/threonine kinase activity. The transcript is spliced from 2 exons. Gene Ontology annotation, cellular component: kinetochore; spindle; nucleus.
AUGUCGACAGCAUCACCAACACCAGCGCCCGCAGGCGUGGUACGAAGAACAUCGCAACGCCAGGCAUCCCUUCGACGACCACCUUCACGCAUCUCGAUUGCCAAGAAUUCAGCCUUACCUGUCCCUGCAACUGCUCCCGAAGCACCAGCGGUUGCUCAACAGCUUGGUCAGCAACAACAAUACGAUAAUGACAGUUCAGAGGAUGAGAUUCCCGUGCCUAUGAAGCUCAGCGCCCUCACAAAAGCUCUGCUGAGCAAUGGUGCGCCCAUGCAACAACAACACGCGGCUCUGCCUUCGCCUCCUAGGACGAGACGGCAGACCAGCACGCUCAGUAGCUCGACCUCAUCAGCGCGUGAAGGUCGCAGGCACCUGAGGUCAAGCAGUGUCCAAGCCGCUGAGCCCAAGAACGAGAAGCCUUCCAGCCCUGUUAGGGAUCAAGAAAAGGAGAUUUCCCAGCCGAGGAAACGCGUCGUUCGUCUCAGCCACACGCCUCAGAGUCUCGGUCAGGUCGGACCCAGCAAGCGACGUUCCACUUCCAACACUAGGUCCAAUGCAAGGUCCUUGCCUCAUUCGAGAUCAGAGAGCAGGUCAGGUCACCGAGACGAAUCUGCCGACGAGAAGCGUGACUACCAUAAGGUCGACAUCAACACGCCAGGGCAGCCCGAGCGCGUCGUUCGAAUUGUUACAGGCUCUUCGGGCAAGCGCAGUCGACUGAGCUCCUCAGGACAGUAUUCUGGCCGCCAGCAUGACCGCUCCAUGGCUGAAAAGUCGACUCUGGACGGUGAUCAUGCCGAUGAAGAUGAUCCCGACGCUGUGGCACGAAAUGCACCGCCCGUCAGUGUUGGCGGAAUGGCCAAUCCUCAGGGAUCCAUGCGGGUGAAACGAAUUGGAAAAACGCCAGGGAGCUUCCUAAGCGGACCUGCGCGUCGUGGGAGGCGAAGACAGAGCGAAGAGGACGAGAACGGUGACGGUGAAAAUGCCCUGCACGACCCGGAGGCGAGCGCGAUGCGAGCUGAGGACCUGAUGGUUUCCUCGUUUUAUGGCGCUGAGUCUAUGCGAGACUUCAACUCUGGCAGUCCUGUUAGUGGUAAUGCUGCUUCGAGGGCCAGCCACCGCAGGCAGGCAUCAAACGCUGACCUCCUGGGCUCCGUCCGGCGAUCAUCUGGCCUUCGAGAAUUGGCGCAUGAGCCGAACGGUGAAAUCGUGAUCCCUCAGUCGCGGCAGCGUCCUACCGUGCCAUCAACAAACGAUCAGGAAAAUGCGGGCCUGGCGAGUUCCAAGCCUCCAAAACCACUGGAUCUGUUAGGCGUCCAGCCGCUGAAUGUCGAAGCCGGCGUGGCAAAGGCUUCGCCGGAUAGGAAGCCGUUGGGUACUGUCGAAAGGAAUACACCUCGUCGAUCUGCACCCGCACCGCCUCCGAAGAUGUCAGUGCUGGAAGCCGCCACCUCCAACGCGGGAGCGUCCACCACGACUCAGGCCAAGCAGCGCAGAAACGUACUCAAGGUCAAUGGGAAAUGCUACACCAGGCUCGACUGCUUGGGGCGUGGCGGCAGUGCCAAGGUGUACCGUGUGACGGCAGAGAACGGGAAAAUGUUCGCCUUGAAGCGCGUGGCACUUGAGAAUGCGGACCAGGCAACUAUCACAGGAUACCGUGGCGAGAUUGAUCUCCUGGGCAAGUUGAGCAAUGUUGACCGCGUCAUCAACCUGUUUGACCACGAGCUCAACUCGGAAAAACAAGUCCUUACUCUGCUCAUGGAGAUGGGUGAGCUGGAUCUGAACACUCUCUUGAGGUCGAGGCAGAACCCGGAGAACGCCAAGUUUGAUCCCGUCUUUGUUCGCUUCUACUGGAAGGAGAUGCUGGAAUGCCUCCAAGCGGUCCACCAGUGCGAUAUUGUCCACUCGGACCUGAAGCCUGCCAAUUUUGUCCUCGUCCAAGGCCGCCUCAAGCUCAUCGACUUUGGCAUUGCCAACGCUAUUCAGACUGACCAGACGGUGAACGUUCACCGCGAGAACCAGAUCGGAACACCCAAUUACAUGUCGCCCGAAUCGCUGCUCGACUCCAACAACCCCCGGGGAGGCCGUGUUGCAGGACGCCCAAAGCUGAUGAAGCUCGGAAAGCCAAGUGAUGUCUGGUCGCUGGGCUGCAUCCUGUACCAAAUGGUCUACGGCUUGCCUCCAUUUGGCCACAUUGCCAACCAGAUGUCUCGCUGCCAGGCCAUCAUCAACUGGGACCACGCCAUUGAGUACCCAUCACGCGGAAUGGGUGGUGCGCCCGUACCGCCCUCACUUAUCCGGACGAUGAAGCGCUGCUUGUACCGCGAACAGCACAUGCGUCCGACGUGUGCAGAGCUUCUCAACGAGUCUGACCCGUUCCUGUAUCCGGCUGAGCUCAGCGACAAGGCUACCCCGAUCGACGAGGAGCUCCUUGCUAGGAUCAUCCAUAGCGUCGUCAACCGGUGCAAAGAGCGAAUGCCUACGGACGCUGAGGUGGCAAGCGCUUGGCCUCAAGCAUACUGGGCGAGCGUGCGAAAAGCCACGGCUGGCCGCAUGUAA